Dermatophagoides farinae (American house dust mite) is the source of this 957-nucleotide messenger RNA. The record is from RefSeq and is a predicted model, not a curated record. NCBI's taxonomy places the organism in Eukaryota, Metazoa, Arthropoda, Arachnida, Sarcoptiformes, Pyroglyphidae.
AUGUUAUCACAUUUUCUAUUUUUGAUAAUAAAUACAAAAAUGACUGCAGCAAUGUUAAACAAACUAUAUCAAAUCGAUCAAAUGAUGAACAUGUUGUGGUUAAAAAUUUUCAUUUUCAUAUGGUUAUGGAUAAUGACCUGCUAUUGUAAGAAAACGCAGGUUAAGAUUGCCCAUUCAUCCGUUAAUAAUUUCCAUGGACAUCUUGAUUUCAAACAUAUCGAUGAAAAUUUAUUGAAUCAACGUCAUCGAACAGAUGUGAAUGCUAGCAUUGGAUUGAAGCCAAGAAAUUUUAUAGGACCGGAAAUUCUGAGAGAAUUAUUGGAUGAAUGCUGUAUUUAUGAAGAUUCUAAAUAUUAUUAUCGUGUUUGUAUGUUUCGUAACAUAACCCAGCAUGAAAAAUCAAAAUAUUAUUAUCAUUCGUUUCAUGCUAUACUCGGUAUAUGGAAGCAAUGGUAUGUUUCGAGUGAAAAUUUUGAUUUUCUUCACUAUAUCAAUGGAGAUGAAUGUAUGGCUGGAUUUCAAAGACAAGUUGUCCUUAAAUUUGAAUGCCAAUUGGCAGGAGAAUCUAAAGAUUUGUUAUGGAUUAGCAACGUAACCGAAAUACAUCAAUGUAUUUACCUUAUAAAGAUGAAAUCACAACUAUUUUGUGAUUUAGGAACUGUUUAUUCACAUCUAGAUCCGAUAGGUCAGAUUGAAUGGAAUUUAAUCGAUUCUUUACACUCGAAGAAUCAAUUAUCGAAACAAGAAUAUACAACAUAUUUACAAUAUAUCCUGGAUGAUUAUGGUUUGAAAUUGUUGAUAGAUGGGCAAACUUUUGAAGAUAUUGUACGUGUUGAUAAGAGAGAAUCUAUAGAGCAGAAUGAUCAAAAGAAAUUUCUAGAUGAAAUCACAUCACUGAAGAAGAAACUGGACGAUUGUGAGAAUUCAUUGCUUAAUAAAAGGUCGAUUAAAAAUUGA